This is a messenger RNA of Trypanosoma cruzi, 1695 nucleotides long. RefSeq lists its product as uncharacterized. The record is from RefSeq and is a predicted model, not a curated record. The annotation marks the transcript as partial. The transcript has a single exon. NCBI's taxonomy places the organism in Eukaryota, Euglenozoa, Kinetoplastea, Trypanosomatida, Trypanosomatidae.
AUGAGCGAGUCGAUCUACGACGUCACUCGCCGCAUGACGUUGGGCGGUGGGAGGGGCAACACCAACGUGGACUUGGAGUCGAUCAAUCAAGAGCCCGGCUCUUUCGUCCCCGCCUUCUUUUUCCCCACGGGAGCUAUGGGAGACGCUGAGAACGUCAGUGAUGACGGAUACUUGGAAAGGGUGUUUGAAUCGCUGUCGAUGAAGCCCGGCAAGUUGGACCCAGAGGCUCUUCCGGCGAUGGAUGAUGCACUGCAGACGAACAUAUUGGAUGAGGCAGCCGAUGUUGACUUCCAGUACUGUUGCCAACAAACACUACAAGAACAGCAACAGGAGCAGGAGGCAGGCAAGAGGGAACAACAGCAAUUGGACCAGCCACACUCCAGCGGCCAGACUGACUCAUUUGAAGGCGUAAGCCCGCUGUAUGAAACAACACCGCACUCAUUGGAACACGCGGAUGCAUACAUCAAAUACCCCGUGCCAUCAACGCCAUUUUCUACCAACAGUGAGAUGGCAAGUGAGUCACAGGCUUCUGAAGCCAAUGUGUACACGUCCAUCACAGCAUUACCAAUACAGGGGAGAUCACUAGACUUUCGGGGUUUUUUAUCAAAAAAACAAGUGGCUUCUGAUAUUCUGAAGGAAAAUUCUGUCGGUGUCUUUGUUGGUCAAUUACCUUCAACGUAUUCAGAAGAAGAUACUGCCGCUCUUCUUCGAGCUAUUGGCGCGGAUGCUGGAGUGUCAGUUCACGUACGGGACGUCAAAAGCCACAAUCAAAGCCGUACCUGUGCAUUUGUGGUUGUCAACCGCAGCGCCUUGCCAGUGCUUCUUGGUUAUUCCAAGCGUGUAUUGUGUGAUGUGUCUUGCGUCUGGGUUGUGGAGCGGGAACAGGCCGCCCACUUGAAGGAUUACAUCAAUGGUUUUGUGAGGGAUCGUCUUCGUGGUGUCCCUAAGGCCGCUCUUGUACUGGAGGAAUUAACUCCACAGUACAUGCGAAGCCGCACCUCUGCUAGUAAAGGGGGGAAAUCGAGUAAUCGACAUAAGGGAGACGUGGGUGCUGUCCCAGAGAAUUUUUUAAUUGCCACAAAUGAUGUUAACUCCAUCAUAACUUCUCAUCCACUGGCAAUGAAUUUCGUUGUACCUGGAUGGAAUUCUAUGGAUACGUCGGCUCUUUCUUUUCGUCCCAUUUCAAACAACACUGGUGUCACGCCGUUUUUGAACAAUAAUCCCGCUCCAAACAUUCCCGGUGUAUUGCAGAACCAUAUUUUGCCCACAACACUGUCGCCAUCGGUGGUUGCCCCCGUCCCGCAGGUCAAUUAUUAUGUUAUUGGGGCUCCUCCAAACGGAUUUCAGGGCCUUCCACCAAAUCAAAUAAAUACCAAGGUAUUUUCUGCACCCGCAGUCAAUGGGGGUGGCAAUGGAACUGGGAAUGUCGGUCUCGGCAACUCGGGGACUUCUUUUCCAUCAAGUUUGUCGGAUUUUGGUGCUUCCUAUAACGCAGUUCCGCCGCCCCCAAAACUUCCUGAGGGAGUUUCACGCUGUUCUACUUGUCUCUCGCCUAUUGGUGCGAUGGAGCCUGUUUUUUUGUUUCCUCAAGACAACACGGUGAUGUGCAUGCGUUGCAGUAAUCAGCGAGGUGCUUGCGGGGAUGCGGCGCAGGCCACAAGGGGAAUGACACCGUUUAUUGUGCCCCAGUCGAAC